AUGGCAUCACCAACCCCUCUGUCCAAGGCCAACACCGACUUCUCUCUGGCUUUGCUCAAAAAGUUCGGAGAUGUCGACAAGACCGCGAAUGUCUUCUACUCCCCUUUCAGCAUCUCUUCAGCCCUGGCUAUGGUGAUGCUGGGGUCCAGAGGCAACACAUCCACACAGAUGUCAGAGGUCCUCCGUUUCACUGAGGCAGAGAAGCCACAGCAUGCAGAACCAGAGCAGAUGAUGAUGCAGCAACAGCAGGCGAAUAUGUCCGUUCUGCCACCGCACCUGCGAAAGUGCCUGAAAACCCAGGAUGUUCAGGAUGAUGUCCAUGUUAGCUUUGCCCAACUGCUGACCGAGCUCAACAAGGCUGACGCUCCAUAUGCCCUCAGUGUUGCCAACAGACUGUACGGGGAGCAGUCCUACCAGUUUGUUGAGGAUUUCUUAGGACUAACCAAGAAGCACUACAGUGCAGAGCUGGAGUCAGUGGACUUCGCCACCAGCUCAGAGGCGGCCAGGCUCAACAUCAACGAAUGGGUGCUCCAGCAGACACAAGGUAAAAUUAAGGAUUUGCUGGCCGAGGGUGUGGUGGACGAGCUGACCAGGCUGGUGCUGGUCAACGCCAUCUACUUCAAAGGCAACUGGAACAAGCAGUUUCGGGAGACUGAGACACGUGAUGCUCAGUUUAAUCUCAACAAGAAUGACACUAAGUCAGUGAAGAUGAUGCACCAGAAAAGCAAGUUCCCUGUCACCUACAUUCCUGAAGCCAACUGCCAGAUCCUAGAGAUGCCUUACAAAGGGAAGGAGCUCAGCAUGCUCAUCUUUUUACCCAAUCAGAUAGAGGACAGUACAACAGGUCUGGAGAAGCUGGAGAGCCAGCUGACCUACGAGAACUUUGUAGAGUGGACUCGUCCAGACAUGAUGGAUGAGACUGAGAUCAGGGUGGGGCUUCCUCGGUUCAAGAUGGAGGAGAGCUACGACUUGAAAAAUGUUCUCGUCAGCAUGGGCAUGGUGGACGCCUUCGACAUGUCAAUGAGUGACUUCUCUGGCAUGUCUCCCGCCAACGACCUGGUACUGUCAAAAGUCGUCCACAAGGCCUUCGUGGAGGUCAACGAGGAGGGAACUGAGGCUGCUGCUGCCACUGCUGCUAUCAUGAUGCUGCGUUCUGCCUUGCCAAUGGCCUUCAUCGCAAACCACCCCUUCCUCUUCUUCAUCCGACAUAACUCCUCCAUGAGCAUUCUCUUUGCAGGCCGAUACUGCUCCCCUGAGUGAGCACAUCGUUUAGAGCAGUGUUUCUCAACUGGAGGGGGGUUACAACACAUCUACUAUUGCAACAGUAUAUAGUUUUAUUUUCGGUAAUACUGGAAGAAUGUUGAGAAUCCCCACUAUGGAGUUCCCUAUAGCUAAUCACACGCUGAGUUCCCGUCCUAUAUUUUCCCCACCAGAAUGAUGAGUAAAAACUGUGGUGUUGGUCUUGUCUGUGUCACUUCUUACAUGAGUGAAUGAAUGAUCCCGUGUUUAUCCUGAACAUUAGGUUCUUGCACUGUUUAUCUUUUGCACCUAAUAUCAGCCUUAGUAUCUUGAUAACUUUAUGUUUGCAAUGCAUGUAUGGCCCUAUUUGCUGCACCCCCACACCCUACCCUAGUUAAUCUAUACCAUUAAAGUCUAGUUUAUCUUAUCUUAAACCUUACACCCUUUAAAAGAAUUUGCCUUUUUCACAAUUUCUAUUAUGCAUCUUUUUUCAACCAGCCAGCACAGACUUUACUUUUAUACCAUAUGAAUAUAUGAUGGUUGCAAGAUUCUCCGCACUUUAUCUAGAGAGCAUGCGAUUUCAGCGUUUUUAUAUAUUCAGUUAACCAAAGAGAAUAAUGUGAUGAAAUCACAUUGUCAGAUAGAUAUGUCCUUGGUGAUCACUGGAAUUGUAAUCAAGCAAAGUGCAGUUAUUUGUAAUUGUACCAUUAUGCAUAUAAUGAAUGAAGACUAUAAAGGACAAGAGCUUACAUGAAGGUUUGAACUGGCAAAUUGAGUCCAGGAUUGUUUUUAUGUAUCCUUAUGCUUCUACAUAUGGAAUAAAAGUGUGUGGUUCACUAAUA
This is a messenger RNA of Sebastes umbrosus (honeycomb rockfish), 2081 nucleotides long. Its product is annotated as leukocyte elastase inhibitor-like. The record is from RefSeq and is a predicted model, not a curated record. NCBI's taxonomy places the organism in Eukaryota, Metazoa, Chordata, Actinopteri, Perciformes, Sebastidae. Bases 1 to 1260 code for a protein of 419 amino acids. Gene Ontology annotation, biological process: negative regulation of endopeptidase activity. Gene Ontology annotation, molecular function: serine-type endopeptidase inhibitor activity. The transcript is spliced from 9 exons.